Messenger RNA from Spinacia oleracea (spinach), 2725 nucleotides. RefSeq lists its product as uncharacterized. Bases 1 to 2415 code for a protein of 804 amino acids. The record is from RefSeq and is a predicted model, not a curated record. The transcript has 3 exons. Lineage: Eukaryota; Viridiplantae; Streptophyta; Magnoliopsida; Caryophyllales; Amaranthaceae. Gene Ontology annotation, biological process: DNA transposition. Gene Ontology annotation, molecular function: transposase activity; DNA binding; zinc ion binding.
AUGGUUUAUAGUGGGGGGAGGGUGGAUGUCUUUGAUUACAUCCAUGAGAAUGCAGAUGGCAAAUAUGUUAAGGAAUUAGUCGAUAGUUUAGGUUAUAAUGAUAUAGAGAAAGUACAUUUCUGGGACCCUAGGAAAGAAUUCAAGAAUGGGAUUAGGUUUUUAGGUUUUGAUAGUAGUACUUGUGACCCUUUCUUAGCUUUACUCUUUGAAUACAAAAGCAUUCAUAUAUACAUUGAACAUAAAAUCAAACCUACCUACAACUUUAACCUAAACAGGAGUGGAGGAGGGGGAGGAGGGAGAGGUAGCUUCCUUGAGUUGUUGAAUACUGAUGUGGUUGACUUAAAUUCUGAUUAUGUGGAACCACCUUUUACAGUACUCCCACCCAAACAACCUGAACCUCAACCUGAACCUCAACCUGAACCUCAAAUUCAACCUCAAAAUGUGCCUCAACCUGAAAUUGAUUAUGAUUCAGAGGGUACAGAUGAGGAUGAUGAUGAGUUAGCCACUGCUAGGUCUAAGAUAUCUGAUGAUAUGAGAAGGGAAAAGGCUUAUUUUGAGGAGUUAGUAAUGCUGAAAAAACUAGCAGAAAGUAAAGUAGAAGGUGGUCUGAAUUUGGGGGAUGACUUUGAUGGAUACAGUGACUUAGACAGCCCUAGUGAGUCAGAAGAUGAGGAUGAUUUUGAGAAUCCAAAGACAUUUAGGGAAGCAAUCAUAGAUUAUUCAAUUGAUAAAGGAAGAAACAUUCCAUUUUCUAAAAAUGAUUCCACUAGGGUUUGUGCAGAGUGUGAGCACAAAGAUAAAGGUUGUAAAUGGAGAAUUUGGGCUUCAUGGGAGAGAGGAAGAAGGUCAUUUACAGUGAAAACAUUUGUCAGUGAGCACACUUGUGGUAGGACACCUAUCAUUAAGAAGAUGACUUCACAUUGGAUUGCAGAACACUACCAGAAUCUGUUUAAGGUUAACCCUUACAUGAGAGUGCAAGAUAUUCAGGAAACCAUUUGGUUAGAAAAGGGUAUAAGGGUGAGCAAACACAAGGCUGCCAGGGCUAGGAGAAGGGGUCAAGCACUCAUUGUUGGUGAAUACAAAGAGCAGUAUGCAUUACUCCCAAGGUAUGCAGCUGAGAUACUAAGAAGCAAUCCAGGGAACACAGUGAAGUUGAAGUUGGAUGCAAAUGUGUUUGACAGACUGUAUUUGUGUUUUGAGGCACUUAGGAAAGGGUUCUUGGCAGGAUGCAGACCUUUCAUAUCACUUGAUGGAUGUUUCUUAAAGGGACCAUUUGGGGGUCAAUUGUUAGUAGCAGUAGGGAGGGAUGGAAACAAUCAAAUGUUCCCUUUGGCUUGGGCUGUUUGUGAGGUUGAGAGCACUGACACAUGGAGUUGGUUUCUAGAACUUCUAGCUACUGAUUUAGGCACUAGUGAAGGAGCAGGGUACACUUUCAUGUCUGACCAACAAAAGGGUUUACUUGCUGCUGUGUCAAAUGUGUUUCCACAAGCUGAAAGUAGGGUGUGUGCAAAGCAUGUGUACUGUAACUUUAGGGGAGUGUUUGGAGGUGGUUUAGAGUACAGAAAACAAUUUUGGACUAUUGCAAAAAGCAACACAGUAAAUCACUUCAAUGAAAACAUUGAAGUAAUGAGGGGUAUUUCACAUGAAGCUGCUGAAGACCUACUGAAAAGGAACUACAAGAAAUGGUGUAGGGCAUUCUACACUCCAUUAUCUUGUUGUGACAGUAUAGACAACAACAUGAGUGAGGUGUUUAAUGCAUACAUCUUGAGUGCAAGGCACAAGCCUAUUAUUACCAUGUUGGAAGAUAUCAGAGAGGGUUUGAUGGAAAGACUGCAUAAGAAAAGAGAUUUCAUUGGGAAAAAGGAGAUAAUGUUGUGUCCUAGGAUCCAAAUUCAGUUAGAGAAACACAAAAUUUGGGCUAGGGGUUGGAAUGCAUACUGGGAUGGUGGGUUUUGCUAUGGAGUAAGAGAAGGUGCAACACAGGUUAAGUAUGUGGUGGAUCUGAACCAACAUACUUGCAGUUGCAAUGCAUGGCAGGUGAGUGGGAUUCCAUGCAAACAUGCAAUUGUUGCUAUAUGGAAUAAAGUAGACCACCCAGAACAAUAUGUCAAUGCAUAUUUCUGCAAACAGACCUACAUGAAGGCAUAUGAAUUUUUGUUAGAGCCUUUAAAUGGUCCUCAAGAGUGGCCUACUUCUGAUAGCAUUGUUGUGGCUCCAAAGGUGAAAAAGGUCAAUGGAAGACCUAAAACAAAGAGGAGAUAUGGUGUUGGAGAGGUAACUGCAUCUGGUAAGCUGAAGAGAACAGGUUGUUCUAUGAAAUGCAGCUUAUGUGGUGUGAUAGGCCACAACAAAAGGGGUUGCAAGAAUGCCCCUAAGCAACAACAACACAGAAACAAUCAUGCUACUGCAGAGUAGACCACACCACAGCAACAACACCCAAGAACCAGUUCAGCUAUACCAAUGCACAAUAGGGGUGUGGGUAUUUAUACCUACCCAAAUGGGUAUCAAAGAAUAGCUACUCCUAUAUCACAACACUUCCCCACACCACAGAGGCAAAGACCUCCUGCAGCUUUCUAUUCUGAUCAUGGGGGUGAGCAAACCAUCUACUCCUUCCCUGCACAUGACUUCCCAUUGUCACAGACUCAACCAAGUCAAGGACACACAAUAUCAAGCCAAGCAUUGCAGGAUCUUGCAAUGGCUAGAAGAUUAGAAAAAAGACCAUGAG